Messenger RNA from Zygosaccharomyces rouxii, 831 nucleotides. RefSeq names its product Lcl3p (gene LCL3). NCBI's taxonomy places the organism in Eukaryota, Fungi, Ascomycota, Saccharomycetes, Saccharomycetales, Saccharomycetaceae. The record is from RefSeq and is a predicted model, not a curated record. Gene Ontology annotation, cellular component: mitochondrion; cytoplasm. The transcript has a single exon. The coding region runs from base 1 to 831 and encodes 276 amino acids.
AUGGGUGACAAUCGAAAUCUGCCCGUCACCCAACCAAAUUCUAUCAAUUUCAAUGUGGUAAUACUCUCUAUAUUUUUUUCAGGAUCGUUUAUUGGUGCUUGGGCCUUUUUCAACAGAUUUUUAAAACAAUACACAAAGGCUACUGAGAUACCCCAGAACGUAUUUCGUAAACGUUGGUUGUUUGGAAAAGUGACUGCUGUAGGAGAUGGUGAUAAUUUCCACUUUUUCCAUGCACCUGGCGGUUUGAUCGCUGGUUGGGGUUGGUUAAGGCCACUACCUGAACUCAAUAAAUCCGAUCCGCCAAUCUCAUCUUCCAAAGUUGGAUCAUCAGUACCAAUUCAUAGGAGAAUUUUUGAUUCAAUAUUCGGUAGAAAUAAAACGAGAACUGCAUACUCCAACUAUUUCUUGGGGUUACCGGUACCUUAUAAGAAUAAAAGAAAUCUACCCACAAUAUCCAUACGUAUAUGUGGUGUUGAUGCACCGGAAAGAGCUCAUUUUGGAAAUCCUGCUCAACCAUUUAGUGAAGAAGCACUCAUCUGGUUAAGACAUACACUGAUAGGUAAAUGCGUUUGGAUUAAACCAUUAGCAGUCGAUCAAUACAACAGAUGUGUUGCCAAAGUAGAAUAUUGGACUUGGACCGGUUGGAAAAAUGUCAGCUUAGAGAUGGUUAAGCAAGGUUUAGCUGUGGUUUAUGAAUCGAAGACAUCAGCAGAAUUUGACGGCGAAGAAGAUAAAUACAGAUUUCAUGAAAUGGCGGCAAAGGCUCGUAGAAGAGGUAUAUGGUCUCAAAAACAGUUUGAAACACCAGGGGAAUACAAGAGGAGGAUUUAA